CUUGUCACUCUUCUCCAAUCUCUAUCCAAGACACCAUGGCGGGCUAUUUCUUCUCAUCGCCGAUAGACAUUGAUGUGAAACUGGAAGGAGAGGAUGUACGCAAGCUGGCAGAGACCAAAGGCGAAAAGGACAAGAUGAUUUCAUGUCCGGUAUAUUAUGACGGGGACACUGUGAGCGGUCAGAUAUCCAUCCGUACACGGGACGGCAAGAAGGUUCAACAUGAUGGUAUCAAGGUUGAAUUUGUUGGAAGCAUAGAGUUGUUUUAUGACCGAGGUCAUCAUCACGAAUUUCUGUCACUCUCUCAAGAGCUUGCAGCUCCAGGCGAAAUGCGUCAAGCGCAGACGUAUGAAUUUGGUUUUAAGAACGUAGAGAAGCAGUUCGAGAGUUAUCAGGGUAUCAAUGUCAAGUUAAGAUAUUUUAUACGCGUAACCAUAUCACGGCGGAUGGCAGACGUGGUGAAGGAGAGAGAUAUCUGGGUACACUCAUUUAGAAUGCCGCCAGACAGCAACAACUCAAUCAAAAUGGAGGUCGGCAUCGAAGAUUGCUUGCAUAUCGAGUUUGAAUACAACAAAUCCAAGUACCACUUGAAAGACGUCAUCGUAGGCAAGAUCUUCUUCCUACUUGUGCGAAUAAAAAUCAAGCAUAUGGAAUUGUCCAUUAUUCGAAGAGAAACCACCGGCGCUCCUCCAAAUCAGUACAACGAAAGUGAAACAAUAACCAAGUUCGAAAUUAUGGACGGUGCUCCUGUAAGAGGGGAAACUAUCCCCAUCCGCUUGUUCCUUGGUGGGUUUGAAUUGACACCAACCUUCCGCGACGUGAAUAAGAAGUUCAGCACACGAUACUACCUCAACCUGGUUCUCAUUGACGAAGAAAAUCGACGGUACUUCAAACAGCAGGAAAUCACUAUUUUCAGAAUACCAGAAACCCUAAAGUAG
Lentinula edodes (shiitake mushroom) is the source of this 935-nucleotide messenger RNA. RefSeq names its product vacuolar protein sorting-associated protein 26-domain-containing protein. The record is from RefSeq and is a predicted model, not a curated record. The transcript has 7 exons. NCBI's taxonomy places the organism in Eukaryota, Fungi, Basidiomycota, Agaricomycetes, Agaricales, Omphalotaceae. Bases 36 to 935 code for a protein of 299 amino acids. Gene Ontology annotation, cellular component: retromer complex; endosome. Gene Ontology annotation, biological process: retrograde transport, endosome to Golgi; intracellular protein transport.